AUGGAAAAGGUCACCAUGCUGAUAGUUGGUGCAGGCCCUGCUGGUCUUGCAACAUCUGCAUGCCUAAACCUUCUUUCCAUCCCCAAUAUUGUCUUAGAAAGAGAGGAUACUUACGCCUCCUUGUGGAAGAAAAGGGCUUACGAUCGACUGAAGUUACACCUCGCUAAGCAAUACUGCCAGCUUCCUCAGAUGCUCUUCGCUCCUGAUACACCCACAUUUGUCCCCAGGAGUAGCUUCAUUAGCUACUUGGACAACUAUGUUUCCCAAUUUAAUAUUAGUCCACGAUAUCAUAGGUCAGUUGAGUCUGCAUAUUUUGAUGAUAAGGAGGGUGGGAACUGGUGUGUCACAGUUAAAAAUCUUGCUCUGGAGGCGCAUGAAGUUUAUUUAGCCAAAUAUCUUGUAGUUGCUACCGGUGAGAAUAGCCAUGGGUCUAUCCCUGAUGUUCCUGGGCUUGAUAGCUUUACCGGAGAGUUCAUUCAUUCAAACCAGUUUGUUAAUGGCAAAAAGUAUAAAGAUAAAGAUGUUUUGGUCGUGGGUUCUGGAAAUUCUGGAAUGGAAAUCGCUUAUGACCUAUCAAAUUGGGGGGCUGAUACUUCCAUUGUUACUCGUAGUCCGGUCCAUGUUCUCACCAAGGAGAUGGUGCACCUAGGGAUGUACUUGUUGGAAAAUUCCCUCCCCUGCAAAUUAGUAGACUACAUAUCUGUGAUGCUUAGCAAAUUAAGGUAUGGAGACUUGUCCAAUUACGGGCUUGAAAGGCCAACAGAAGGUCCUUUUCAUAUAAAAGCAAGAAUUGGUCGAUCUCCUACCAUUGAUGUUGGGACAAUUGAUAAGAUCAAAAGAGGGGAGAUCAAGGUUUUGCCCACUAUAACAAGCAUCAAAGCUAACAAAAUCAUGUUUGCAAAUGGAUCCAUUGAUCAGUUUGAUGCUAUCAUCUUUGCCACUGGCUACAAAAGCACUGUCAGACGUUGGCUUAAGGGCGGCCAAGACCUCUUUAAUGAAAAUGGAAUGCCGAGUAGAGAUUUUCCCAACCACUGGCAAGGGGAAAAUGGCCUUUAUUGUGCUGGAUUUGCAAGCAGAGGAUUGCAUGGGAUUUCCAUGGACUCCCAGAACAUAGCGAAGGAUAUCAAUCUGGCGUUGAAUCAACAAAAAAAUUAA
Messenger RNA from Hevea brasiliensis (rubber tree), 1155 nucleotides. RefSeq names its product probable indole-3-pyruvate monooxygenase YUCCA11. The transcript has 3 exons. The record is from RefSeq and is a predicted model, not a curated record. NCBI's taxonomy places the organism in Eukaryota, Viridiplantae, Streptophyta, Magnoliopsida, Malpighiales, Euphorbiaceae. Bases 1 to 1155 code for a protein of 384 amino acids. Gene Ontology annotation, molecular function: flavin adenine dinucleotide binding; N,N-dimethylaniline monooxygenase activity; NADP binding.